CCGUAACUUCAACAUAAAGAGCUAUUUAUUGUUCCAGUUUCUUCAGUUUUUUUAUGAUGACCGAGUGCACAAUAUAAUUUUCCGGCUUUUUGUUUAAGUUAUUGUUGUCAGAAUAACAGAGUUGUCACUUUUUCGAAAAUGGGCACUGAUACUUUGAGUCCUGUUAGAGAUAAUCAUGCAAAACGUAAAUUAGUGGAUCACUGCUGUCCAGAAUUCGCCUUUAAACCUGUGGCAUUCACUCGAAAAAUCGAUGUUGGGUCUCCACCUAAGGCUGGGGCUUUCAUGCACAGAUUGCUAAAAUGUGAUACUCAGUUUAAAAUCUUUUAUAAUCGAGGUGACUUUCCUAUCGCUUUGGAGCACGAUAGCAAAGGCAACAAAAUUGCAUGGAAAGUGGAAAUCGAAAAGCUGGAUUACCAUCAUUAUUUGCCACUAUUUUUUGAAGGUUUAGCAGAAACCGAACAUCCAUAUGAAUUCUUUGCAAGGCAAGGUGUCCAUGACUUACUUGAACACGGAGGAAACAAAAUCCUUCCUGUCAUACCACAACUUAUCAUCCCAAUAAAGUCUGCUCUAAAUUUACGUCAGCACAAAGUUUGCUGUACUGUCCUCAAAGCCAUUCAACAUCUAGUCGUUUCUGGUGAAAUGAUUGGCGAAGCCCUUGUACCAUACUACAGACAACUGUUACCAGUCAUGAAUACAUUUAUAAAUAAAAACAAGAAUUUGGGCGAUGGUAUUGAUUAUAGCCAACAAAAACGUGAGAAUCUGGGUGAUUUAGUUCACGAAACUUUGGAAAUACUUGAAAUGCAUGGGGGUGAAAAUGCUUUCAUAAAUAUAAAAUAUAUGGUCCCGACUUAUGAAUCGUGCAUGCUUCACUCAAUCAAUCCACAGGGCAUUACAAUGCAGAAUAACGAACAUGAUGAAGAUAUUGUUAUAUGGACAAAAUCACUACAUCAAUCAAUAAAUAGUCUAAAUAUUCAUCAGCUGGAAGAUAUCUUAGUCAAAUUAAAGACAACAAAGGGAUUGGAAUUUACAAAAAAUGUCAUAAAUUAUUUGAUUGACGGAGAAAAUUCAGUUUAUGUUGCCGUAGAAGCUGGAUUCGAUCAAGCGGUUGUACAACUCUUGAAUACAGAUAUGGUGAAUAUUAUCCAAAGAAAUCUUCAGAAUAACUGGACAUGUCUUCAUUUGGCUUGUCAUUUGGGACUGGCGACAACAGUCAAAUCACUUUUAAAUUGUAACACAUCCGAUAAAUUCUUAAGAACAAAUGAACUGUAUCAGUUAAUAUGUAUGCAAACGACUGAAAUUGAAUCAACCAGUCAGGGUACAGCUUUACAUUUGGCGGUUUAUUCCAAAAAUAUAGAAACAGUAAACCAACUAUUACAUGAUGUUGAUCUAAUAAGUAAAUGUUAUGAAAGUCAGUGUAUUAAAAAUAGGAAGCAACCGAAAGAAGAAUUGAAUUCUAAGGGGAAGUUAUUUGACGAAUUCUGUGUACUGACAGAUAAAAAUGGAAAUACGGCACUACAUUGUGCAGUAAUGGAUAAACUUUACGAUAUUGUGAAUACAAUUUGUAAAUAUCAUAAUAAAUCAAUUCGUUUACCAAAUAAACAUGGAUAUACAUGUAUUUAUUUAGCUAAAAAUAUAAUAAAAGAUAUAAAAAUGUUAUCUUUAUUAAUUCAAUAUUCAAAUUCAUCUAUAACUUCAUAUAAUUCUGGACAAUAUUUAUUUAAACAAAAUAAUUUUAUAAAAAAUACAAAAAUUUCAAAUUUGAAUCAAUUAAAUAUAAAAAAAUCAUAUUCUAAUUUAAUUAGAAAAUCAGAAAAUAAUAAUAAUAAAAAGAAGAAAUUGAAAAAAUUUAAAAAUCCAUUGAAUCAUUUAACAAUUGAUCAAUUAAACAAGAAUUUAAAUUUGAAAUAUGAAUUUAUUAGUAAUAAAAAAUAUUAUUCUUAUUCAUAUAAUGAUGAAGAUUAUCAUUCCGUUCGUACAUUAUCUACAAAAUUUUCAUAUAUAUCAAUGAAACAGAAUAAUAAUAAAAAGUAUUAUAAUAGACCUUUUAGUGGAUUAUCUGGUAAUCGUGUAGAUUUAAAUGAACGUGAAUUAAAUAGAAAUUCUCGUUUAAAUAAUGAACAAAAUUAUAUUGAAAAUAUUUAUGAUAAACAAAAUAAAAAUAAUUCAAUGCAAUAUAAUGGUUCAAAUGAACCAUGUAUUGCUACUUGUAAAAAUAAUACUCCUUUCGCUACUACACUACAAGAUAACCCGAUAUUACAGCCUGAAAAUAUUGAUCAACUGGCUCAUCAGCAGAAAAAAGAGUCUGAGGACAAAAAUAUUUGUCAAUUAAUUACUAAUAACAUUAUUAAUAUUACCAAUAAAAUUGAAAUGGAUGCACUUACUACUGCUACAACAACAACAACCACAACAACAACGACUACUACUACUACUAACAAUAAUAAUAAUGAAGAUGAUUCUGACGAUUAUUACAAGAUGAACAGUACAAGAAAAGGUAUUUGUUUAAUCAUUAACAACAUGAUGUUUUGGCACUCGGAUUUUCAGAAUCGUUCUGGCUGUGACAUUGAUGAGAAGAGUUUGGAAAAUGUUUUUGGAUCAUUUAACUUUUUGGUGAAAUUACUUCGUAAUCUAUCAGCUGGUGAAAUACAAGCUCAACUGGAACACUUAGGAAAGAAAACAGAUCAUCAUGAAUAUGAUUGUUUAGUAAUAUGCCUUAUGUCACAUGGAACUAUUGGUCGGAUAUAUGGAGUUGAUGGAAAUUCUUUAUCAAUACAUGAAUUAACUUCCAUAUUUACAGCUGAUAACUGCCCUUCUCUAGCUGGUAAACCAAAAUUAUUCUUUAUUCAAGCAUGUCGUGGUGAAGACUAUCAAAAAGGUUAUGUUAUACAGAAACAAUCAAAUGAAACUACUCAAACUAAAAAUGAUCUAACUGAUCAAGAGGAUGUUGAUAAUUUUAUUCAACAUCAGUCAUCCAGGUUAAAUCUAAGACUAUCCGUUUCUGAUGCGAAAUUUAUCGGUUUCAAAUUAGACAAUUUACUCCAUAAUUCUAUACCACUUCAUCAAUUGAACAAUGUACAGUUAAUUCCCACUUAUGCUGACUUUCUACUAAGUUAUGCAACUGUUGCUGGUUUCCGUGCACAAAGAGAUCCAACCGGUGGUACUGUUUAUAUUCAGGCAUUAUGUAAACGAUUAUAUAAAGGAUUACAAAAUGAAAGUAUUCUUGAUAUAGUUACAGCUGUACAUCGUGAAGUUAGUAAACAGUUAUAUCAAGAGACAUCUUGUCAGCUAAUGAAAACAAAUGGUGAAUUAUUUCUUCAAAUUCCAGAAGUUAGACAUACACUAACAAAGAAAGUUUGUUUUAAACGAUAA
Schistosoma margrebowiei is the source of this 3366-nucleotide messenger RNA. Lineage: Eukaryota; Metazoa; Platyhelminthes; Trematoda; Strigeidida; Schistosomatidae. The record is from the annotation of a GenBank genome assembly.